Messenger RNA from Anolis sagrei ordinatus, 2180 nucleotides. RefSeq names its product LIM domain kinase 2 (gene LIMK2). Gene Ontology annotation, molecular function: protein serine/threonine kinase activity; ATP binding. NCBI's taxonomy places the organism in Eukaryota, Metazoa, Chordata, Lepidosauria, Squamata, Anolidae. The record is from RefSeq and is a predicted model, not a curated record. Gene Ontology annotation, cellular component: nucleus; cytoplasm. Gene Ontology annotation, biological process: protein phosphorylation; actin cytoskeleton organization.
GCCUGAGGCGCCCAGGUGAAGGGUGACGUCACGCGCUAUGGUGGACCGCGAUGGAGGAGACGCGGCGGCGAAGGAGGCCGGUGAGGGACAAACGGAAUCCGCUCUCUCCGUUGUGUCGGGGGAGUCCAAAUUCCACCCAGAAUGCUUUGCUUGCCAGAGCUGCAAGGUCAUAAUCGAGGAUGGCGACCCUCAUGCCUUUGUCCAACGUUCGGCCCUCUAUUGUGCGAAGUGCCUGAGCCUCUUUUCCACCUCAGAGGUCAACCAGGGAUCAAAGGGCAUUGCCGUGGAGACAGGGGGAGGAGGCACCUGUGCCACGGAGAAGCCUAUGAGCUAUUCGGGGCAGAGCCUGGAGCGGCUGGAGGAGCUGCGAUUGGAAGAGGAGGUGGAAGGGGGCAGGGCCUCCCCCCAAAGGCGCUCCCUCCGACGGAGUAACAGCACAUCGCGCUCGCCAGCCCCGGGUUCCCCAAAGGAGGCCCACCCGGUUUGGGGACGGGACUUGUGGCGCUCAGAGUCCCUUCGCUCUGACCCUUCCUCCCCGCAGAUCUUCCGCCCCUCCGACCUGCUCCACGGAGAGGUCCUGGGAAAGGGCUUCUUUGGCCGGGCCCUCAAGGUGACACACAAAGCAACAGGAAAAGUGAUGGUGAUGAAGGAACUGAUUCGCUGCAACGAAGAGACCCAGAAGACUUUCCUCACUGAGGUGAAACUCAUGCGCAGCCUGGGCCACCCGAACGUGCUGCGCUUCCUGGGGGUCCUUUACAAAGACAGGAAGCUCAACCUCCUGACUGAGUAUAUCGAGGGCGGGACCUUGAAGGACUUCCUGCGCAGUGCGGACCCCUUUCCUUGGGAGAAGAAGGUCAGCUUCUCCAAGGACAUCGCCUCCGGGAUGGCCUACCUGCAUUCGAUGUCCAUCAUCCACCGCGACUUGAACUCACAUAACUGUCUCAUUAAGCGGGACUCCCAGGUGGUGGUGGCGGACUUUGGCCUCUCGCGGCUGAUUGCAAAGGAGGAUGUGGAGGGGGCAGAGCCAGCGGGAGCGGCGCUUGGUUGGCCCCUCUCACAACCAGGCCGGAGGCGAAGCCUGAGGAAGAGCGGCCGCAGGAAGCGCUACACCGUGGUGGGGAACCCCUUCUGGAUGGCCCCCGAGAUGCUUAACGGACAGAGCUACGAUGAGAAGGUGGACAUCUUCUCCUUUGGGAUCGUCCUUUGCGAGAUCAUCGGCCAGGUGUAUGCAGACCCAGACGUCCUCCCGCGGCAGCUGGACUUUGGCCUCAACGUGGUCCUCUUCUGGGAGAAGUUCGUUCCCAGCGACUGCCCACCCGCCUUCUUCCCACUGGCCGUCCACUCCUGCUGCCUCCAGCCCGAGGGCCGGCCACCCUUUUCAAAGCUGGAGGAUUCCUUGGAGGCGCUGGCCCUUUAUCUGGGAGAACUGGGAAUCCCGCUUCCCUCCGAACUGGAAGAACUGGACCACACCGUUACUGCCCAGUUUGGACUCGUCCGCCGACAGUCACCUGAUGCCUAGAAUGUUCUGGAAAAAUGGCAUAAUUCAACACUUCCAGAAGCUUCCAGAAAAAUGAGAAUAUUGCAAACGACGCCAUUCCUUUGAUUGUUUUCAGCUUCUUUUGGAUUCCUGGAUACCGCAACAAGAAAUCAGCCAUGCUUCCGGGAAAACCGAGAAUAUUGCAAGUGACUUUCUUUCUCUUGGUUGUUUUCAGCUUCUUGUGGAUUACUGGGCGCCAUGGCCAAUUAGUAAGGGGGACGGCCAUCUUAGAAAAGGGCAGCCCUCUUUUUUUUUUUGCUUUUCCAGAACCACCUCUACAACUCCACCAAAGACACACUACUACUCCUACAAAUGGACCAAAUGGGUUUAUCAACACUAAGUUCGAAUAUAAUUAGUUCGAAUAUUCCGGGAGGGAUAUAUAUAUAUAUAUAUAUUGUCUUUUAAUUUAUGACUCGAAAAGGCGGCCAUAUUGUCAGGUCUUUCUCUACCUCUUUCUCUCUUUCGGAUUCCGGUAACUGGGUCCACUUCCUGUUACAGAACAAUAGAUUUUUCAGAGGGGAUUUUUUAUUACCUUAAUGCUCUUUUUAAAGGGACAAUUAAUCUGCUGUUAACUGAAAUUAUGUAUAUUUUUCACCAUAAAACUGGAAUAAAUAAAGCAAUAAAUCGAUUUCUAAUUUUCAAA